This is a messenger RNA of Pichia kudriavzevii, 1677 nucleotides long. RefSeq lists its product as uncharacterized. The transcript has a single exon. The record is from RefSeq and is a predicted model, not a curated record. The coding region runs from base 1 to 1677 and encodes 558 amino acids. Gene Ontology annotation, cellular component: calcineurin complex; cytoplasm. Gene Ontology annotation, molecular function: calmodulin-dependent protein phosphatase activity; calmodulin binding. Lineage: Eukaryota; Fungi; Ascomycota; Pichiomycetes; Pichiales; Pichiaceae. Gene Ontology annotation, biological process: calcineurin-mediated signaling.
AUGACCAGCGGUGAAGAUGGAAUACAAGUUCAGGUUGAAAAUGCGUUAAAGAAACUCUCAAUUAGAGAUGUUUUUGUGGAUGCAGAAGAAGAGAUUUUCUCUGGGACCACUUACAUUGACGAACAUGGUAGAAAGUUUGAUACUAGGGAGAGAGUUGUCAAAACAGUAGAAAUGCCUACGUUGGAAAUCCCAACAGACGAACAGCUGUUCGUCGAUGGUGUUCCUGACUAUAGGUUUCUUAUGCGGCACUUUAGAAGGGAGGGGAAACUAUCCUAUUCACAGAUAUUUCGUAUCAUCGAUGCCGCCACUAUAAUUAUGAGAAAGGAGCCAAAUUUAUUAAAAGUGGAUAUCCCUAGUGUAGUGGUUGGAGAUAUCCACGGGCAAUACUAUGAUAUGCUUGGCAUGUUUGAGAUGUUCGGAGAUCCAAGUAAAACACAAUAUUUAUUCCUUGGUGAUUAUGUUGAUAGGGGUGAUCGUUCGAUUGAAGUUUUAAUCUUGUUGUAUGCUAUGAAAAUCAAUUUUCCAAAGAGAUUUUGGCUUUUAAGAGGUAAUCAUGAAAGCGAGAGGAUGACCUCGUACUUUACAUAUAAAAGAGAAUGCAUUCAACGUUACAGUGAGGAACUUUACGAGAAAUCAUUGGAGUCAUUUAAGGCAUUGCCUUUAUGUGCAAUUUUAAAUGAGCAAUUUUUUUGUGUACAUGCAGGUAUUUCAAUGUCUUUAUGGGAUUUAGAAGAUAUAAAUAAGAUAGAUAGAUUCAAGGUAGAUAUUCCUGGCGAAGGUUUAUUAUGCGAUCUAAUGUGGUCCGAUCCAACAGAUGACUAUGACACUGAAACAAUCCACAAGGAUGAUAUUGAACACUACUUUCGAUUCAACAACGAGAGACAUUGCAGUGUCUUUUACACAUACAUAGCCGUCCAAUCCUUCCUCGAAUCAAAUAAACUUUUGGGUAUUAUUAGAGGACAUCAACCACAAGAUUCGGGGUAUCGCAUCUAUAGGACAGUCGAAUCCAGCGGAUUCCCUAGUUUAAUCACCAUAUUUUCAGCUCCAAAUUACUGUGGUACCUAUGCCAACAUGGGUGCAGCUCUGGUAUACAACGGAGAAACUUUCAAUAUUAAGCAGUUCGACACAUCACCAGCUCCAUAUUUCCUUCCUGAUCAAAUGAAUGUCUUUGAAUGGUCCCUGCCCUUUGUGGCUGAAAAAGUUAUUGAAAUCCUCUCCGCUAUUUUGAAUAUCUGUACAGAAGAUGAGUUAAACAAAAGCGAAAUUAUACUUGAUAAGAGAAGUAUUGAAGUUCUCAAAGCGAUUGAUUCUUCGAUUGCAGCUGAAGAGGAAGAAUACGUUUCCCAUACCCAUGACAAAGAUCGACGUAAAUCUACUACACCCGUUGUUCGAGACAGUAUAUUGAAAAAAAUGGCUUUAGUGGGGCGUAUGUCAAAAGUGUUGAAAAAAAUGAGAGAAAAAUGUGAAAAAGUUCAAGAACUUAAAGCUUUAGAUAAAUAUGACAUCAACUUCCAUGGUCUAGUUGAUGGAAGAGAGGUUAUGCACAAGAAAAGCCACUCAUUUGAAGAUGUUCGAAAUAUUGACCUAGAGAAUGAAGGACUCCCACCCACAGAUGAAGAACGAGCUGCAGAAGAGGCGCAGAAGGAGCGUGACCUUGAACACUAUAUGCACAUGUAA